UUUGUUUUCAUUGAAGGCGUUUGGUAUGCAAUGCAUGCUUCUUGAAUUUGUUUCUUAAUGUUAGUAGGUACUACGUAGGUACCUAUAAAGAAUCCUGACGAUUUUUGUUACUGCAACUGAAUGACUUUCACAAUGGCUGAAUGCUUCUCCUCUGAAAACCAGAAGGCAUCUUUGAUGCUUCAUUGAAGACCAACAAUGAAAUCAAAGAGCUUUCAUUUCUUAUUUCCUGGUGGAGAAAAUGAGAGGUGGCCAACAGAAAAGGCAGUGGUGGUGGCAUCAAUUGGGAAGAGUGCAGACCUCGCUGGUAGUGGCAAGGGCCAUGCCUUCCGAGACCUUCUUAGUCACUCCAGCUUUGGCCCUCAGCCUGACCAAGACCUAGGUGAACAGCAGACGCGUGUCGAGGGGUUCUACUGCGCCGCCGAGAACGUGGUGUACCUGCACCUGCGCUCCUCGCUGGACACGGCCGCGCUCUGCCGACUCUGCCGGGACAUGAGGGAGACCAUCGACGAGAGCGGCCUACUGACGGUGUGGUCGGAGCUGCGCUACUCGGCGGCCCGGGCCCUUCUGCUGCUGUUCUCCGUCUCCCACCUGGUGGUGCUCCACCACCCCAAUCACGUGUUCGACCUCAGCUACAUCCCUCUAUUCCUGGCCAUAGACGCGUGCCGUCAGCGCCUGCUGCGUCCGGUGAGCGACACGCUGCGCUCGGUGGCCGGCCUGCCGUCGGGCUGGGUGAACCACGGCCGGCCCUGCCCGCCGCGCGUGCUGUUCCACUUUGGCAGCGUGCCGCCGGCGGUGGCGCGGCACCGUCCGCGCUCCGGCCGGCCGGCCACCGAGCAGCUGCAGCACAGCCUCGAGGACCAGAUCUACCGGCUGCUCAGGAAGGUGCGACUCAUCACCAACGCCAGUGUUCAGUCGCUGUUUGCGCUCCCCGGCAACCAGCCGUUCGUGUUUGUGGAGGGAGGACGACCGCCGGGCGACUCUGACCCGCUGCUGGCCCAGGUCCGACUCCUGCACAAACUGUGCCUCUCGGACGAGCGCGGCACCAGCCCACCGCCGGACGCCGUCAGCGCCCUGUGGCCCACCCAGCCGGCGUCCGCUGGGGCGGCGGUGUCGCCCUCUUUCGCAACGCUGGUCAGCCGCCACCUGAGCACCGCCAGGGGACGCGGCUUCGACGACAACGUCGGCAAACACCUGGCCGCGCCCAACUUCGACCUGCCGCCGGCCAACCUGUGGUUCGCCGCCUGCAGCAAGCUCUACGACGAGCUGGUGGCCACGCCGGCCGGCUCGGCCUUCAGCAAGCCGCUGGCCAGCCUGCGCUCGGCGCUCGACUCGGACACGCGUUUCUCGGAGGCGCGCUGUGCCAAGGUGCUACCGAUGGCCGUCUCCGCCUACCAGGAGGGGCUGCCAGCCCGAUACUCGCUCGACUUCCACAACAGAAAGCUGCUGAGCGCCAUGGCGGUGUUCCGGUUGCACGCGCGCGGCCCGUGCUGCGGCCAGUACCUGGCGCGCCUGGAGGAGGAGUGUGGCCGGCUGUGGCGGCAGGGCCGGCAGAUCUGCGAGGCGCUCAGUCUCACCGGUAACCCGUGCAUUAAUCCGGUGCACCGGCUGCCCGGUCAGCCGGAGGACGAGGACGAUCUGGAGCACAGACGUCCGGAGAUGGACCACUGCUCGGGCGUGCGGUACUUGUCCACGUGCAACUGCGGCCGGCGGCAGCGGCAGCGCGACGACCCCUUCACGGUGCGUCGAGCCAACUACGAGUUUUACGCGGCGCUGGCCGAGUCGUGCUGCGGCGGCCUGCAGCAGCACGAGUUUCCCGUGUUCCGGCCGGGCGCCAACAAAGCCAGAGCUGCGGUGGUCUCGGCGGCUGACGGCGGCUCGGAGGUGGCGGAGCGGACCGCCCCCGACCCGGACAAUGCCACCAUCUCUCCCACCUUCGGACUCGGACUCAGUCAGGGCGAGGCGGACGAGGCGGAGAGGAGCGGCGGUCCCACCAGCAGUCCCUCCGACAUCUCCGUCACCGUCAAACAGGAGAGCCGUCGCGCGCCGGAGGUGCUGCCGUCCACUGAGGAGUACCUGGACGGCAUGGUGACGACGACCACGCCGCGGCACCUGCUGCCCGAGUACCCCAGCUUCAGCCUGGUCUGCCUGGGACAGUCGUCUCUGUACUCACACGCCGCCGGACUGCAGGGAUUUCUGCAGGGCUCCAACUACCUGCUGCCGUGGGAGCUUAGGAUGAAGACAGAGAAGCUGGACACCAGAAAAGGAUACAUCAAGAAAAAAGAGACCUACGACAUCUACGCCAAGAUAUUCAUCGGUUUCGAGUACGAGUGUCCGCGCGGCCACCGGUUCAUGCUGUCGGCUCCGGACCGCGUGAUGAAGGUGGCGGCGGCGGCGCAGGUGAAGGACAGCGCCGCCACGGUGGCCACCAGCGAUAUGCCGCUCUACUUCAACUGCCCCUGCAGUAAGAAGCUGAAGCCGUUCGUCAGCCAGUUGAUGCGGCUGCACGUGGUGACGCCCAAGUCGGCGGUGCGGGUGACUCUGGAGCCGCGCGUGCAGCCGCAGCCGCCGGACGGCGCCGUGUUCGUGCCGGGCGGUGAGCGCGGCGCGCUGGAGCUCAGCCCUGCCGCCUACUGGCUGCUCCGGCUGCCCUACCUGUACCGGGAGUGCGGCGGCUCGACGGCGGCGCCUCCCCGACAGGAGGUGCCGCCCGUCGGCCGCGGCCGGCUCCUCAAAGACAUGUUCGGAGUGGUGAUACGCGAUGAUGUGCUGUGAGGGAGGGGCCGGGUGCUGUGGGAGGGGAGGGGAACAGCUUUGGGUAUCAGGGGAGGGAGUGGAGAUGUCGGUGAGUGAGAAACGCAGGCGUAAAGAUCAGGGGCAAUCAUGGUUCUGAAGAAAAUGCGGGAUCUAUGUCAGAGUCAAGACAGUGUCACUGAAAACGUCGUAAUCGUACCUAUGUGAAACAAAAAUGUGAGAUGCUAAUACAGUUCAAUCAGGCUUG
Messenger RNA from Amphibalanus amphitrite, 2998 nucleotides. Its product is annotated as protein SMG8-like. Lineage: Eukaryota; Metazoa; Arthropoda; Thecostraca; Balanomorpha; Balanidae. Gene Ontology annotation, biological process: nuclear-transcribed mRNA catabolic process, nonsense-mediated decay. The coding region runs from base 196 to 2772 and encodes 858 amino acids. The record is from RefSeq and is a predicted model, not a curated record. The transcript has 19 exons.